Tachysurus fulvidraco (yellow catfish) is the source of this 2800-nucleotide messenger RNA. RefSeq names its product perforin 1.5 (gene prf1.5). The record is from RefSeq and is a predicted model, not a curated record. NCBI's taxonomy places the organism in Eukaryota, Metazoa, Chordata, Actinopteri, Siluriformes, Bagridae. Bases 278 to 1843 code for a protein of 521 amino acids. The transcript is spliced from 3 exons.
GUUAACAUAUGAAUUCUGUCAACAUUGGAAAAAGCAGGGAGAAAGAAAAACACUCCCUGCAAAUGCCUGUCUUCCAGGGAGAUUCUUUUCAGCUGGAGCAUUCAUAGAACUGGAGAAAGUGACAUCAUAACAGCAUGUGGGUAUUUAUCACAAAAUACCUUUUAAAUUAAUUUUCAUUUUGAAAAGAGAUUAUUAGCUUAAUGUAAGAUAUAGUUGACUUGAGUCGACUGAGUGUCAUUUGGGUUUGUGGUUAAAACUUCCUGAAGAUGAUCUAAAUAUGUUGGAUAAUUUUGCACUGGUGGAAGAAGCAGUCAUGGGCCUUCAUAAAUGCACUGGUCUUCACUUAUUAGUCUGUAUCACCACAAUUUUGACCCUUUGUAAUCAAAGCUCAGCAUGCUACCUGGGAACAGAGACAGAAUGUGAGAAAGCACCCUUUGUGCCCGGUUACAACCUUGCAGGUGAAGGAUUUGAUGUAGUCAGCCUGAGACGCAAAGGUGCCUAUUUGAUAAAUGUCAGAUCUUACAGAUAUGACAACAACACAUGUACUGUGUGCAAGAACCACUUCCAACAAGGACAGGUGCAGAAACUUCCCUUGACCGUUGUGGACUGGCGUCAAUCCAGACAAUGUAGAAAAGAGCUGUCAAGUUCUCUUCAUUAUUCCAUAGAUUCGCUUAUUAAAAGCUCCACAUCACUAAUCAACAAUAACUGGCGAGUGGACCUUACCCUGGAUGAUUGGGGUAAAGCUGUUUUAGGAGGGAGUCACUCAGACAUAGCCAAGUUUGCCCGAGAGCAGCACAUGAUGGACAAGGUGACCUUUGCUCUCCAUGAGAUCAGCUGCACUUAUUACAGCUACAGAGUAAUGGAUCAUCCAGAGCUCAGUGCAGAAUUUAAAAAACGUUUACAUCAACUACCUAGAAACUACGGUGUGAAAACUAAGUCCCAGUAUCAGAGGAUUAUUGAUACGUAUGGGACCCACUACAUUCGUUAUGUCAAAUUAGGAGGACGCAUGAGACAAGUCACAGCCUUCCGAACUUGCCUUGCAACCCAAAAGGGGUUUCUGGAGUUUGAUAUACAGAACUGUCUGAAAAUUGAAUUAAAAAUUGCUCUAGGGUUUCCACCUGCAAACAUAUCAUAUUAUAAUAAAUGCUCAAAGAUUCUCAAGGAUAACAUAAACAUGGGCUUCUAUCAGGACUUCUUGACAAAGAAGUUGGAGGUCCUGGGUGGUGAAAGUCUAGAUGACACGUAUGCAAACUGGUUCAAUAGCUUGCGUGAAAACCCAGAUAUAAUUUCAUAUGCCAUUGUCCCCCUCCAUCAUCUGGUUGCUGACUCAGAGUUGAGUGCCAGCCUCAGUAAGGCCGUGUCUGAGUACAUUGAAGAGAACAUGAUUCCUUUGGAGCAGAAUCAGUACCACAAAUGCAACCCAACACCAAACUUGGACCACAACUGCUGCCCUCUGCGAACAGGUCGUGGCACCUUGAGAGUGACUGUGCAAGGUGCCAGUGGUCUCAACGCUGACUUUUUCAGUCAAACCGAUGCCUAUGUCAAAGUGUGGUACAAUAACAUGUAUAAGGAAACAAACAUAGUAAUGAAUAAUAACAAUCCAGUAUGGGACAUUACUUUCAAUUUUGGUUCAAUAGAAUUCGGUCAUGUGUUAUUGAUUGAAGUGUGGGAUAGUGAUGUAAGGUUUGAUGACCUGUUGGGAAAGUGUUCCAUCUACCCUGAACGUGGAACUCAAUCAAAUAGCUGUAGCUUAAGCAGCGGAGUCUUUUUUUUCACGUACAGCACCCAGUGUGAUGCUUACCUGGAUGGCCACUGGUGUCAACAUUACUCCCCAAAAGCCUGAGAUGGAUCCAUGAGAAAAAAUAACAUUUUUCUUUUGCUUUAGCUUUUUUAUGUAUCUAUGCUUCAAAUAACCAAUAAGAGUAGAUAUGUACAAUGCACCAGUUUUAGAUUGUUUACUACUGUCAGCACUUUCUAAAUGGAACCAUGACUACAGGAAAACCUACCUGUUGAUUUUGCAGCAAUAUUUCUGGAUUAAAAAGAAUUUUGUACUGCAUAUAUAUAGUGAGGUCUGUAAAUAUUUGAACAUACCAUUCUUGUCAUUUUAACUGUGUAAUGUAAUAUAUCAUUCAUUCAUUCAUUUUCUACCGCUUAUCUGAACUUCUCGGGUCACGAGGAGCCUGUACCAUCGGGCAUCGAGGCAGGAUACACCCUGGACGGAGUAAUGUAGUAUAUAUGAAUGGAAAAGUACUGAAUAUGAGCUCAAAUAUUAUUUACACCCAAAUAUGGUGAAUGGUGUAGGAAUUACAGCACUUUUUUUAUGUGGCCCCCCAUUUUAAAAGAUCAGAAAUUAAAGAAGUUGGCUGUUCCCCUGCUCCAUGGUCUGAGUGUGGGGUUUUUUGUGAUUCCAUUAAUUCACUUACAAGUAAGUAGAUAAAAGGUCUAAAGUUAAUUUUAAUUGUGUAUUUACAUUUAUGAAAGUUGUUGGAUAAUUGUAAACAUGAAAACCAGGCUCAUAAUUACCCUGUUAAUUAUUUAAUUGUUUUCAAUAACACCAAAAAACUCCUGAAUUGAAUUUGUGAACUAGAAUGCGGAUGUGAUUUUGCUAGAGACUGCAAUGGGUAUCUGCCAAAUGAAGUAAACUGUUACAAUGGGACUGUUUAUGAGCCAAGAUAAACGAAUGAUUUAAAGUCAAGAAAGAAUUAACAUUACUUUCUCUUGUGUAAAUUUGCAAACAUUCAAGAGCAUGAUUAGGAUAUGGAUGGUCUACCAAAAUAAAAUAAUUUUCAUGAAUACCAAA